CAUAGUGAAUUAUUCUCUUUAAUGUGGUAUUUAUACACAAAUUCUUGAUUUUGUUUCCGUGCUGUCUGUAAACAGAAACAGGCCGAAAUGGAUGAUCCGCGAGUGGAAUGGAUUAUGAACAAAAUUUACUUGGGCCUAGGCAUAAAAAAUCCGGAGGUCUUUGAAGAUUUGCUCUCAAGAGAAGAUGGCAACAAUGAGUUAAAAAUACUUCAUUUUUUUAAUGCAUCAUCAAAUGAAGAAGGAACGUCAACUUUAUUGUUUUACAAAAGAACAAUUGAAGAUGAAGAAGAAGUAGAAGUUGAAUAUGAACCUGAAAUACCAGAUAUAUCAAAUGAUGCAGAGGCAGAAAAUGGAGUUGAUGCUGAUAAUAAAUCAAAUGGUGAAAAUGAACAGAGCCCAACAGCUGAUGAAACAAAUGCUACUCCAACAGGUGAAAAUACAGAAACAGAAGAGAAUGGAGAAGUGAAUAAUCAAACACAACCUGGAGAAGGAGAAGAAGAUGAAUCUGUACCUCCACAAAGAUCCAUACAAACAAAAAUAGUGUUGCAAACAGUCAUCAGAGACGUCCUGAUUCUGUGUGAAGACUAUCUACCAGAAGAACAAAUAGACCAGGACUGCAUGUAUUUUAUGAGAAAUACAAACACUAUCAUUUCUGUACCAAAUGAUUUGGAAGAAGCAAAUAAAAUUUUAUCUGAUUAUAUUGAAUUUGGAGUGAUGAAUGGGCAUUCACUUACAAUGCUUGAACAUCUUAUUGGACAGGUAUACAUGCCUUUGUUAUCAUUUGGCCAACACAAAUCAGGUGAGCUACCAAGCACAACUGCACCUACACCUGCUACACCUGUGGAUACUGCUACACCAAGUGGUCAGGAAAGUGAUGAAAACUUAUCAGAGAGCCGUAGCAAAACUGUUCUAAGGGAUGAAUUUCUCAUAAAUCUUUCCAAAUUUGUGAAAAGCAUUCAGCGCACUAUUCAACAGAUUGAAGGUGAGAUUCGAUUGGAUGUGCCAGAUUUACCAUUGGAUGGUGAAGUCAGUGAACUUGCAAAAAACAAAGAAUUAAUCGAUCAAAUCAAACUUGCAAGUGGAAACUGGCAACAACAAAUAUCUACUGCCAUUGAACAACAAUUAAAAAAGAAACCACAGGGCAAUGGACCACUGGCUGAAAUAGAUUUUUGGAGAGAACGAAACGCAGCAUUGAGUGCACUAAGUGAACAAUUGAAAUUACCACAAGUUGUAAAAAUGCUUGAUAUUCUUGGUCAAAAAACGGAUGCAACUGCUCUCGCAAAUUUCAAAAUGGCUCGAGAUGAGUUGACCAAAUAUUAUACAGAAGCAAAAGAUAAUGUUCGAUUUUUAACCACUUUGGAAAGACACUUCAAGAAUCUUGCUCAUGGAUCGAAUUUCAAUGUUGUUGCUGAAACAAUACCUUCUAUGAUGAAUGCUCUAAGAAUGGUUUGGAUUAUAUCCAGGCAUUAUAACAAGGAUGAAAGAAUGGUUCCACUGAUGGAAAGAAUUGCCUGGGAAUUGGCUGAGAGAGUGUCAAGAGUUAUUAAUGUCCGAACUAUAUUCCAUGAAACACCUGAUGAGGUGAAAGCUUUGACACAAGAAGCUCGUCAGAUGCUCAUUUUAUGGAAGAACACAUAUUUUGAAGUCAGAGCUAAAAUAGAAGCAUCAGGUAGAGAUGCAAGAUGGGAAUUUGAUAGAAAGAGAUUGUUUGAUCGAACUGAUUACAUGGCUCAAAUUUGUCAAGAUCUGACUGAUGUUGCUCAGGUACUUCAAGAAUUCUACAAUAUUUUUGGACCUGAAUUAAAAGCAGUGACUGGAGAUCCAAAACGUAUUGAAGAUGUUUUAUUGAGAGUGGAUGGUCUUGUAAAACCAAUUGAAAGUAUCACAGCUGAUCCUUUUGAUCUUAAAUCUGCAGGAAUGUGGAAAUCAGUAAUGACUUGGUUCGAACGUGAAGUACAAGCUAUUGAAGGUGAAGCGAAACGUUUCAUUGAUGAAUCAUUUAAAACACUUCGAUCAGCAGAAGGUGCUUUUGAUAUGUUGUUGAAAUUCAAACAUAUCAGAUCAAGAGAAGCAAUCAAUGCUCAAAUGAUGCAGAAGUUCAAUGAUAUUCUUGCUCAGUAUAUGAAAGAGGUUGAUAUCAUCAGUUCUUUAUUCCAAAGUGGAAUGAGUAAUCCACCGUUGGCAAAAAAUCAACCACCAACUGCUGGAGCAAUCAUCUGGGAAAGAUCAUUAUUUCAAAGAAUGAAGCACACCAUAAUCAGAUUUCAAUCUGCUGAUGAUAUGUUGAAUACAGAUGCAGGAAAAGCAGCAAAAAUGAAAUAUUUGAAUCUUGCAAAAUUGAUGAAAGAAUAUGAAGAUAAUAAAUAUCAAGCAUGGGUUGAAUCUGUUGAAUCUUCUCUUCCUGGAUUUUUAAAACGAAAUUUGUUGACAAAUCCAACUGUUACUCCAAGUAUUCCUGUUGCUGGUUCUGCAAAUGCUUCUCAACAUCCAGGAUCAAAUAAUGUAGAAUCUAGUGAAGAUAUGCCUGAAUUUUAUACCAGAAACAGCAACGAAAAGAAAGAAGAAUAUGUUGUUAAUUUUGCUCCCGAACUUCAAGAAAUAACAACAGAAACAAAAUACAUUGAACAACUUGGUUUUCCUGUUCCUGAACUUGCAAGAAAUGUUGCUUUGCAGGAAGACAAAUAUUUCAGAUAUAUCAAUGGAUUAAAACAUAUGUUGAACAGAUAUCAUACUUUACUUGGAACAUUGGAACCUGCAGAGGCACAAUUACUCGAAGAUCACAUAUUGGAACUGAAAAGGGUUUUGCGACCUGGAUAUAAAAGAUUAAAUUGGAACUCUCUUGGUAUUCAAGAUUAUGCGAGUCGAUGUGAAGUUGCCAUUGGAAAGUUUGAGUCAUUGGUGAAUCAGAUUCAGAAAAAUGCUCGAGAUAUCGACAGCAGGAUUGUACUCAUUGAAAAUCUCGAUCUUUUUAAACUUUAUCCGCCUAAAAUCGGAGGAUACCUGCCAAGUGUGAAGGAAUAUCUUGAAUAUAUUGAACUGGAAAGAACAAAAGAUCUAGAUGUUCUUGCAAGAAAAUAUCGAGCCAUCGGUCCACUGUUGACAAAAAUGGAAGGUCUUGUAGCACACACCAACACUGGAAAAUCGAAAAAACUUAAUAAAUAUUAUGAACAUUGGGAGAAAAGAGUUUUUGAUUGUUUGACGAACAUGGUGAUCAGAAACUUGACUGAAUUUAAUGCAGUCCUGACUUCAAACAAAAUUAUCUUCCAAAUGGAAUCGAUUCUCUCGUCACCAGAAAUUGUUCUUCAUCCAUCUGCAUCUGAAGUUUAUAAACUGUUGGAACAAUCAGUUCGAGAUUGUGUCAUGUCAACUAAAAAUUUUGUCAGAUGGAUGAAUGGUACAUGCAUUGAAACUCCACCACAGCAAACAGAAUCAGAUGAUGAACCUGUAUCUUUAUCAUUUUUUGACGACAUUCGUCAUAUUCCCAAGAUUGCUGAAAUUAUAACUACAAUUCGAACUAAUGUUCAAAAGUUAUUGACAAACUUGGCAAAGAGCUUGACUAAAUGGAAGAGAUAUCGACCACUGUGGAAAUUGGAUAAAACAUUAGUGAUGGAAAAGUUUGCAAAUAAGAAUCCAUCUUGUGUUGCUUAUGAUGAUAAACUACAGUUUUAUACAAGAAUAAUGGAAGAAGUCAUUCAACAACCAAUGAUGAAAGAUGAAAUGUGCAUUCGACUUAAUCUUCAACCUCUUGCAACAUCUGUGAAAGAACAUGCUGGUAAAUGGGUUCAAGAACUUGGAAAAUUACUCAAAGAUUCUGCAAAAGAUUCCUUAUUUGAAUUAAGAGACAAUUUGGUUCAAAUGGCAAAAGAUUUGGAAAGACCUCCCAAUACUCUUGAAGAUUUGAAGUUUGUUUUGGGUGUAAUUGCAAAUAUAAAAAGAAUGUCCCUUGAUGUUGAGAUGAAUAUUGCUGAUAUACAAGAAAGAUAUCGCACGAUACAAAUGUAUAAUAUCGAAGUUACAAAUGAGGAAUUGGAAGUGGAAGAAAAUAUCAAACAAAUGUGGGAUGAUUUGUUCCUAAAUGCAAAGAUCACUGAUGUGAACUUGACCAGUGUCAAAGUAAAAUUCACUGAAAUCACUCAAGAACAAAUCACUGAAUUCAAAACGGAACUUGAGAAAUUUUCUGAAAAAUAUAUUACGGAAGGUCCGGCUUCCGUUGGAUCUGAUCUUGAGAGAGGAUUUAAAAUAAUGAAUGAUUUCAAGAAGGAAAUGUUGAAAUAUGAAUCAGAGAGACAAGAAUUAACGAAUGCAGAAAAGCUAUUUGAUCUACCUAUCACUGCAUAUCCUAAUCUUCUCAAACUACAAAAUGAUAUGAAAGGAUUAGAACUUGUUUAUCAACUAUUUGAAGAACAGGCAAAUGCAAGAGAAGAAUGGGCACAAACAUUGUGGGCAAAUCUCAAUGUCAAUCUGCUUCUCGAAGGCAUUGAAGGUUUCAUGAAAAAACUCCGUAAAAUGCCAAAACAAGUGAAACUACUUCCUCCUGCUCAAUAUCUGGAUGCUAAAAUGAAGGAAUUUAAAGAUUCAAUUCCAUUGUUCUUGGAUCUGAAAAAUGAAGCAUUGAGAGAGAGGCAUUGGAAAGAACUCAUGACAAAAACUGGAAAAGAUUUUGACAUGAAUCCAGAUACAUUUACAUUGGAAAACUUGUUCACGAUGCAGCUGCAUAAUUUUGCUGAUACUAUCAAUGAAAUUGUUACAUCUGCUGCAAAGGAGUUGAGCAUUGAAAAAGGUCUCAAAGAGGUCGUGGAUACUUGGGAAUCAAUGAAAUUCUCUGUUUUAAAAUAUGUUAAAGGAACUUCUGACAGAGGAUUUGUUUUAGGUGCCAUCGAUGACGUAUUGCAAAUCCUAGAUGAUAAUUCCAUGAAUUUACAAUCCAUGUCGGCAUCAAGAUUUGUUGGUCCGUUUCUCAACUCUGUACAACAAUGGGAGAAAGGUCUUUCUCUAAUUGCAGAGGUUUGUGAUGUUUGGAUGGUUGUACAAAGGAAAUGGAUGUAUCUGGAAUCAAUCUUUAUUGGUGGUGACAUCAGAUCUCAACUUCCAGAAGAAGCGAAAAAAUUUGACAACAUUGAUAAAUUGUUCAAGAAAAUUAUGCAAGAAACUGUAAAAAAUCCGAAAAUAAAAGAUUGUUGUCAUACACAGAACAGAUUACAGGAUUUACAAAGUUUAAGUGAUGGUUUGGAACGAUGUCAAAAGUCACUGAAUGAUUAUUUGGACUCAAAAAGAAAUGCUUUCCCAAGAUUUUUCUUCAUAUCUGAUGAUGAGUUGCUCAGUAUCUUGGGAUCAAGUGAUCCUAAUUGUGUACAAGAACAUAUGAUUAAAAUGUACGACAAUAUCGCUAGUCUGAAAUUCCAAGAAGGAAUGAAUAAUGAAACUGUUGCUACGGCAAUGGUAUCUGCAGAAAAAGAGGUCAUGGACUUCAAGAAACCAGUGCCUGCUGAAGGUAGAGUGGAAGACUGGAUGACAGCUGUAUUACAAGAGAUGAGAAGCACAAAUAGAAAAAUAACAAAAGAAUCAUUGUUCAAUUAUUGUAACAAUGUUGAACGAGUGGAAUGGAUGUUACAAUAUCAAGGUAUGGUUGUUCUUGCCUGUAAUCAAGUAUGGUGGACAUGGGAAGUGGAAGAUGUUUUUCAACGGGUGAAAAGAGGUGACAAGUUAGCAAUGAAGAAAUAUGCCGGACAAAUGCAUUUACAAAUUGAUACUCUUGUAACAAAAAUUCAACAACCCUUGAGUAAAAAUGAAAGGAAGAAAUUCAAUUCAGUCUUAAUUAUUGAUGUCCAUGCUCGAGACAUCAUUGAUACCUUUGUACGAGAUUCUAUUCUUGAUGCGAGAGAAUUUGAAUGGGAAUCACAACUUCGAUUCUGCUGGGACAAAGAACCUGAUCAGUUGAUGAUAAGACAAUGUACUGGAACAUUUGGAUAUGGUUAUGAAUACAUGGGAUUGAAUGGACGUUUGGUUAUCACACCACUGACUGAUCGUAUUUAUCUGACGCUUACACAAGCAUUAUCUAUGUAUCUUGGUGGUGCUCCUGCUGGACCAGCUGGUACUGGAAAAACAGAAACAACCAAGGAUUUGGCAAAAGCAUUGGGAUUGCUUUGUGUUGUUACCAACUGCGGAGAGGGUAUGGACUUUAAGGCUGUUGGUAAAAUCUUCUCUGGUCUUGCACAAUGUGGAGCAUGGGGUUGUUUCGAUGAAUUCAACAGAAUUGAUGCCUCUGUGUUGUCUGUUGUAUCAUCACAAGUUCAAACAAUUAGAAAUGCACUCAUGCAUCAUUUGAAGAGAUUUCAGUUUGAAGGAACAGAGAUUGCACUUGACGAUAGGAUGGGUAUUUUCAUCACUAUGAAUCCUGGUUAUGCUGGUAGAACUGAACUACCUGAAAGUGUGAAAGCAUUGUUCAGGCCUGUUGUCGUAAUUGUACCUGAUUUGCAACAAAUUUGUGAAAUUAUGUUGUUCUCUGAGGGUUUCCUGACAGCGAAAGUUCUUGCAAAGAAGAUGACAGUAUUGUAUAAGUUGGCAAAAGAACAACUUUCCAAACAACAUCAUUAUGAUUUUGGUCUUCGAGCUCUGAAAGCUGUGUUGGUCAUGGCGGGUGACUUGAAAAGAGGAUCACCUGACUUGCAUGAAGAAGUUGUACUUAUGAGAGCUCUUCGUGACAUGAAUCUUCCAAAAUUCAUCUUUGAAGAUGUGCCAUUGUUCUUGGGUUUGAUUAGUGAUUUGUUCCCGGGACUUGAUUGUCCUCGUGUUCGAUAUCCAAACUUUCAUGAAGCUGUCGAAAAAAUACUUGUUGAUAACCAUUGUGUGUUGCUGGAAAACCAAGUUGACAAGGUCGUUCAAAUAUAUGAAACAAUGAUGACCCGCCAUACAACAAUGAUUGUUGGACCAACAGGUGGUGGAAAAUCAGUCGUCAUCAACACAUUGUGUCAAGCACAAACGAAACUGAAUCUUCCAACAAAACUAUACAUCAUCAAUUCAAAAGCGAUGACUGUGGUUGAGUUAUAUGGAAUACUGGAUCCAAUAACUAGAGAUUGGACUGAUGGUGUUCUAUCAAACAUCUUCAGAGAAAUUAACAAACCAACAGAAAAGAAGGAAAGGAGGUAUAUCCUCUUUGACAGUGAUGUUGAUGCAUUAUGGGUCGAGAACAUGAACUCUGUCAUGGAUGACAAUAAACUGUUGACACUUGCUAAUGGUGAACGUAUCAGACUGCAAGGCCAUUGUGCUCUUUUAUUUGAAGUCGGUGAUCUACAAUAUGCUUCCCCCGCAACUGUAUCUAGAGCAGGUAUGGUCUAUGUUGAUCCAAAGAAUCUCAAUUAUGAGCCAUACUGGAAAAAAUGGUUGAGUUACAGAACUUCCAAAACUGAAGAGGAAAUGUUACAAAAACUUUAUGAAAAAUAUGUUCCUAUAUCCAUUGAUUAUGUAUAUGAAGGAGUACUUGAUGGCAGACAAGGAAAACCAUUAAAAACAAUUGUUCACCAGACUAAUUUGAAUAUGACAACACAGUUAUGUAUGAUGCUCAAUUCUGUACUUGCUGAUUUCAAGUUGGAUAAUUAUGGCCCAACAGUCCUGGAAUGCCUGUUUUUGGAAUGUAUGUAUUGGUCAAUCGGGGCAACACUGGUUGAAGAUUCCAGGGUAAAAUUUGAUGAAUGUGUUAAAAAGGCUUCAGCAAUGACUUCAGUUCAGGAUGAUGAAAAAAAUCCUGCCAAAGCUGGCGAUCUUCCUUCCAAAUAUCCAUCAUUGUAUGAUUAUCAUUUUGAUCUGGAAACAACAUCUUGGGUGCCGUGGAGUCAAAUUGUUCCAAAAUAUGUCCAUGAUCCAGCUUUGAAUUACAAUCAAAUUCUUGUACCUACAAUCGACACAACCAGAACAACAUGGUUACUUAAUCUCAUGAUCAGUAUAAAACGACCUGUUGUACUUGUGGGUGAAACAGGAACAUCUAAAACUGCAACCAUUCAGAGUUUCCUUCGAAACCUUGAUACUGAUGCUCACCUACAACUUCACAUCAACUUUUCAUCACGAACAACAUCAAUGGAUUUGCAACGUAAUUUUGAGGCAAAUGUUGAGAAACGUACUAAAGACACGUACGGUCCUCCACCUGGAAAACGACUCAUUGUUUUUAUGGAUGACAUGAACAUGCCUCAAGUGGAUACUUACGGAACGCAACAACCAAUCGCUUUACUCAAACUUCUUCUGGAAAAAGGAGGAAUGUAUGACAGAGGCAAGGAAUUGAAUUACAAAUACCUGAAAGACAUGGGAUACAUUGCGGCUAUGGGAAAAGCUGGUGGUGGCCGUAAUGAAGUGGAUCCACGUUUUCUUUCACUAUUCAGUGCUUUCAACAUGACUUUCCCAGCUGAAGAAUCUCUCAAAAAUAUUUAUGAGUCUAUAUUACGAGGUCAUAAUCAACCUUUUGCAGAUGAAAUUCAACAAUGUGUUGUACUUCUUACCAGAUGUACUCUUGAGUUGUAUAAAACGAUUGUCAACGAACUCCCACCAACACCUUCUAAAUUUCAUUACAUUUUCAACUUGAGAGAUUUAUCAAGAGUUUAUCAGGGUCUAUGUCUCACAACACCAGAAAGAUUCACAACAAUUCAACAUUUGAUUCGUGUUUGGAGAAAUGAAUGUUUGAGAGUUUUCCAUGAUAGAUUGAUUGAUCAGAAAGACAAAGAUGCUGUUCAGAGUAUGAUUGAAAAGCUGGUUCAAGAAAAUUUCUCAAAACAUGAAGAGUUUAUCAUGAGAAAUCCUGUUUUGUAUGGCGAUUAUCGUACUGCAUUGCAAGACAAUGAGCCUCGGUUGUACGAAGAUGUUCAAGAUUUUGAUGCAGCUAAAGCUUUGUUUCAAGAAAUUCUUGAAGAAUAUAAUGAAUCACACACUCCAAUGAACCUGGUGUUAUUUGAAGAUGCAUUGGAUCAUCUUACUCGUGUACAUCGUGUUAUAAGAAUGGAGCUCGGCAAUGCAUUGCUUGUUGGUGUAGGGGGCAGCGGUAAACAGAGUUUAACAAAACUUGCAUCAUUUGCAGCAGGUUGCGAAAUAUUUGAGAUUCAACUGAGCAGAGGAUAUGAUGAGUCAGCAUUUAGAGAAGAUUUGAAGAUUCUUUACAACAUGCUUGGUAUUGAGAAUAAGAAAACUGUUUUCCUAUUCACUGACUCUCAUGUGGCUGAAGAAGGUUUUCUUGAAUUGAUCAACAACAUGUUGACAUCUGGAAUGGUUCCUGCUCUGUAUGCAGAUGAUGAGAAGGAAGGGAUUAUUGGACAAAUGAGAGAUGAAGCUGGGAAAAACGGAUAUGGACCAGCAAAAGAAGCUAUUUGGCAAUACUUUGUUGGCAAGUGUCGAGAUAAUCUCCACAUUGUACUUGCGAUGUCACCAGUUGGAGAUACGUUACGUAUAAGAUGUCGUAACUUCCCUGGAAUGGUCAAUAAUACUGUUAUUGACUGGUUCUUACCAUGGCCUGAACAAGCAUUGUAUGCUGUUGCAACAUCUUUUAUAUCGGAAAAUCAAAUGAUUCCCGAAGAACAUGUUGACCAGGUUGUUGCACACAUUGUCUUUGUUCAUCUAUCUGUUGGUGAGUACAGUACAUUGUUUGCUCAGAAGUUGAGAAGAAAUAACUAUGUAACACCAAAGAAUUAUCUGGAUUUCAUUUCAAGUUAUAAUUCACUGCUGGACAAAAAAGAUCAAGAAAUUUUGAAAAUGUGUGAACGUUUGGAAGGAGGAUUGAUGAAACUUUCUGAAGCUUCUGAGCAACUGGAAGAACUUAACAAAAAACUUGCAGUUCAAAAGGUUGCUGUCACUGAAAAAACGGAGGCCUGUGAAAUGCUCCUGGAAGAUAUUACAAAUAAACGUGAAGUUGCAACUGAGAAAAAAGAACUUGCUUCUGCAAAAGCUACUGAAAUUGAAGAACAAAAUAAGAUCAUUGCAGUCGAAAAGCUAGAUGCUGAAGAAUCGUUGGCAGAAGCAAUGCCUGCACUUGAAGCUGCAAGAUUGGCUCUACAAGAUCUUGAUAAAUCUGACGUCACAGAAAUCAGAUCCUUUGCUAAACCACCGAAAGCUGUACAAACAAUCUGUGAAUGCAUCUUAGUAAUGAAAGGUUAUCGGGAAAUAUCAUGGAAGCAAGCAAAAGCAAUGAUGUCUGAAGCCAAUUUCUUGAAAAGUUUGAUGGAAAUGGAUGUUGACGCAAUUGGAAAUAACCAGACCCGUACUGUGAAAGGAUUUUUGAAAAGUCUUGGUGUGUCAGUAAAUGAAAUGAAGUCAAUCUCCAAUGCUGGAUAUGGUAUGAUGAAAUUUGUUGAAGCUGUCAUGGGAUAUUGUGAAGUUGCAAGGGAAAUUAAACCAAAGAGAGAGAAGGUGGCCAGAUUAGAAAGGAAUUAUCAUCAAUCAAAACGAGAUUUGGACAAAAUCAACAAAGAAUUGACAAAUUUAAAUGAUGAACUCGAAGUUUUAAGACUGAAAUAUGAACAGGCUAUUGCUGAGCAACGUCAGUUGCAAGAAGAAGCAGAAAUUAUGGAACGUCGUUUGAUUGCUGCUGAUAAAUUGAUAGGAGGACUCGGCUCAGAGAAUAUAAGAUGGACAAAAGAUUUAGAAGAACUCAAAGUCAGGAGAAUCAGGUUGAUCGGUGAUUGUUUGGUGUCUUCUGCUUUCCUUUCUUAUGAAGGAGCGUUCAGUUGGGAAUUUCGUAAUAACAUGGUGUAUAAAGAUUGGGUUCAUGAUGUCACGAAGAGAAAUAUUCCAUUGUCUGAUCCAUUCAGAAUUGAAAAACUCCUGACAGAUGAUGUUGAAAUCAGUAAAUGGGGAUCUGAAGGUUUACCUCCUGAUGAACUGUCAAUUGAGAAUGGUAUCCUGACAACAAGAGCAUCAAGAUUUCCACUGUGUAUUGAUCCUCAGCAACAAGCUCUUAAUUGGAUCAGGAAGAAAGAAGAGAAAAAUAAUCUCAAGGAAUCAUCUUUCAACCGACCAGAUUUUCUCAAGCAGUUGGAAUUGGCAAUCAAAUAUGGAUUCCCAUUUUUAUUCAAAGAUGUUGAUGAAUAUAUUGAUCCAGUUAUUGAUAAUGUUUUAGAAAAAAAUAUUAAAGGAGGCCAAGGAAGAGAAUUUGUCAUGCUCGGUGACAAAGAGGUUGAUUAUGAUUCCAACUUUAAAUUAUACCUGACGAGCAAGUUGGCAAAUCCAAGAUAUUCUCCUGCUGUGUUUGGUAAAGCUAUGGUCAUCAACUACACUGUAACAUUGAAAGGAUUAGAAGAUCAACUUCUGUCUGUCAUUGUCAAAUUUGAAAGAAAGGAACUUGAAGAACAACGUGAAAGAUUGAUUCAAGAAACUUCCGAAAAUAAGAAAUUACUGAAAGAUCUUGAGGAUUCUCUUCUCAGAGAAUUGGCAACAUCGAAAGGAAACAUGUUGGACAACACUGAACUGAUUGAAACAUUGGACGAAACAAAAUCAAAAGCAACAGAAGUUACUGAGAAAUUGAAGUUGGCAGCUGGUACAGCUAAAGAUAUUGAUCAACUGAGAGAUGGAUAUCGGCCAGCAGCACGUCGUGGUGCUAUUCUGUUCUUUGUGCUUUCUGAGAUGGCUAUUAUUAACAACAUGUAUCAGUUUUCACUCGCUUCAUUCUUGGAUGUUUUCGAUUUCUCUCUUCGCAAGAGUUUGCCUGAUUCUAUACUCAACAAACGAUUGAAGAAUAUCAUCAGCACAUUAACUCAUAACAUAUACAACUAUGCUUGCACAGGCCUAUUUGAAAAACACAAAUUGUUGUUUUCAUUCCAAAUGACGAUAAAAUUAGUUCAAGACGAAGGAAACAUAAGACAAGAAGAACUCGAUUUCUUCUACAAGGGGAACAUUGCUUUGGAAAAGAGCAGUCGGCGCAAACCUUUCGACUGGAUUCCAGAACAAGGCUGGCAGGAUAUCAUGGAAUUGACCAAUCUGAAUCAAGAAAUGUUCCAAUCUCUUCCUGAAGACAUUGCUAAGAAUGAAAAAGUCUGGAAAGAAUGGUUUGAUCACGAUACACCUGAAGCUGUUGCUUUCCCUGGAAAAUAUGAAGAAAAAUUGAGAGGUUUUGACAGACUCAAUUUAUUGAGAUGUUUCCGUGUCGAUCGAGUGAUUCGUGCGAUUACAAAUUAUGUGAUUAAAAGUGUCGGAGAAAUCUACGUUCAACCUCCGAUCAUCAGUUUUGAAUCAAUAUUCGAACAAAGUCAACCACUAUCACCAAUUGUCUUCAUUCUUAGUCCUGGGUCCGAUCCUGCAUCUGAUCUUCUCAAACUUGCUGAAAGAUCUGGUUUUGGAGGAAAUCGCUUGAAAUUUCUUGCCAUGGGACAAGGACAAGAGAAAGUUGCAUUACAAUUGUUAGAAACUGCAAUUGCUAGAGGACAAUGGCUUAUGUUACAAAAUUGCCAUCUUCUAGUCAAAUGGCUGAAAGACCUGGAAAAGGCUCUUGAACAUAUUCAGAAACCACAUCCUGAUUUCAGAUUAUGGUUGACAACAGAAUCCAUUCCAGAAUUUCCCAUAGGAAUAUUACAACGUUCCCUCAAGGUUGUCACAGAACCUCCCAAUGGUUUGAAACUCAAUUUAAGAAGCACAUAUCACAAAAUCACAGCAAUUAUGCUGGGUGAUUGUCCUCAUCCUGCUUUCAGAUCUCUUGUAUUCGUGCUGGGAUUCUUCCAUGCUGUUGUACAAGAACGUAGAAAGUAUGGAAAGAUCGGUUGGAAUGUUCCGUAUGACUUCAAUGAAUCUGAUCAUACUGUUUGCAUGGAUAUAUUGAACACAUACUUGACCAAAGCAUUUGAGCAAUCUGAUGACAAAAUACCAUGGGGAUCAUUGAAGUAUCUGAUUGGAGAGGUAAUGUACGGAGGUCGUGCGAUUGACAAUUUUGACAGACGAGUUUUGACAACAUAUAUGGAUGAAUAUUUUGGAGAUUUCAUUUUCGAUACUUUCCAACCAUUCCAUUUCUAUCACAACACUGAGGUUGAUUACUAUAUUCCUGAAGAUAAAGGAAACAAGGAUAGUUACGUAGAAGGAAUCGAAUCAUUACCACUGGCAAACACUCCUGAAGUUUUUGGUCUUCAUCCAAAUGCUGAAAUUGGAUAUUAUACUCAAGCUGCAAGAGACAUGUGGCAUCAUCUUGUUGAACUUCAACCUCAAACAGGUGAAUCAGGGGGAGGAAUAAGUCGAGAUGAAUUUAUCAGCAAUGUUGCCAAGGAUAUCCAGAAUAAGAUUCCUGCACCAUAUGAACUCGAUAAAAUCAAGAAAAAUUACGGAACUGAAGUCAGUCCCACAACUGUGGUGCUUCUGCAGGAAUUGGAAAGAUGGAACAAACUUGUAGAACGAAUGGCAAAAUCUCUUGUUGAAUUACAAAGGGCGUUGGCUGGUGAAGUGGGAAUGAGCAAUGAGCUUGAUGACGUAGCCAGAGCUUUGUUCAAUGGUCAGAUUCCUGGAAUCUGGAGGAAAUUAGCUCCUGAUACUUUGAAAUCAUUGGGAAACUGGAUGGAACAUUUCAGAAACAGACUCGAACAAUAUACUAAGUGGGUUGAUGAGGCAGAACCUGCUGUAAUGUGGUUAUCAGGCCUCCACAUUCCUGAGUCGUAUCUAACAGCAUUGGUACAAGCAACAUGUCGUAAGAAUGGUUGGCCCCUGGAUCGUUCAACUUUAUAUACCAAUGUAACUCAUUGGCAAAACCCAGAUGAAGUAACUGAGCAUGCACAUCAAGGAUGUUUUGUGACCGGAUUGUAUCUUGAAGGCGCAUCAUGGGAUAUUGAGAAUGGUUGUCUGGAAAGACCGAGGCCAAAACAAUUAAUUCAAGAAUUACCAAUUUUAAAAGUGAUUCCAAUUGAAGCUCAUCGUCUCAAACUUCAAAACACUUUCCGUACGCCUGUGUACACAACAUCCAUGCGUAGAAAUGCUAUGGGUCAGGGCCUUGUAUUUGAAGCUGAUCUACACACAACUGAACAUAUUUCCCAUUGGAUUUUACAAGGAGUUUGCCUUACACUGAAUUCAGAUUAAGUUUUCAUAUCUGUGUGUUUGUAUUCAUGUAUUUAUAAGUUAUUGAUUUGAACAAUAAAUUUUCGUAUUAGAAAAUUGCUUGUAAUAUACAUCAUUUUCCAGCUAAAGAAAACUUAAAAAAA
Messenger RNA from Styela clava, 14141 nucleotides. Its product is annotated as dynein axonemal heavy chain 10-like. Gene Ontology annotation, biological process: microtubule-based movement. Gene Ontology annotation, molecular function: dynein light intermediate chain binding; dynein intermediate chain binding; ATP hydrolysis activity. The record is from RefSeq and is a predicted model, not a curated record. Lineage: Eukaryota; Metazoa; Chordata; Ascidiacea; Stolidobranchia; Styelidae. Gene Ontology annotation, cellular component: dynein complex.